Messenger RNA from Lymnaea stagnalis (great pond snail), 990 nucleotides. The record is from the annotation of a GenBank genome assembly. NCBI's taxonomy places the organism in Eukaryota, Metazoa, Mollusca, Gastropoda, Lymnaeidae.
CCGUCUCGGUACGUCGUCUACCUGUGCGACUCCUCCAAGCUGUGCGGGGGCUGGGGGGACCGGCAGCGGGGCAUCACCUCCCUCUACCUGCUGGCCCGUCUCGCGGGCCGCCAGUUUAAGAUCAUCAUGUCGACGCCGUGUGACCUCAGCAGGUUCUACGUCCCCAGCAAGGUCGACUGGCUGGUGACCGGGAACGAACUCGUGACCUCCUCCAGCAUUGUCGUCAACGACAUCUUCGACCAAGGCGUGGUCUCCCGCGUUGCGUCUGGGGACUUCAACGAACAGUUUCCCCAGGAGGUCAUCUAUGUCCAGUCUAACUCUGAUUACUACGACAAGCUCAGGAAGAACUCAAUUUAUUCCACCUUGUUGAACCAGUGGGGAGGUCUCGUCAGGAGAAAGGCCAGAUUCACCUGGGCCUGGCGUGACCUCAUGAAGCCGUCCCCGUUACUGCUGACUCACCUUGAGCGCAUCAUGGGUUCCCCGUUCCUCAUCAGAAAAGGGCUGGCCUCUCAGCCGCUGAAUAAAGACCCCAAAAUCCGGCCGAUUUACGACUUGGGGAACUCCCCAUUGAUCUGCGGCCACGUGCGCAUGGGCAAAAACCCCACCAUUCCGAUGGAUGAAGCUCUUUCCUUUUUCACGCUGAACGAUCUCCCGCUGCUGUACGACUUCCUGCAGGGGAAAGACAAAAACCGGGACGCGUUCUUCUUCGUGGCGUCCGAUUUCGAGCAGGUCAGAGGCAAGUCCCGGGAAAGGUUCGGGGACCGCCUCAUCGACUACGGCGGGAAGAUCAUCCACAUCGACCGACAGAGGGGCGACCGGAAGGCCUGCGCCGGGUUUGAGGUGGCCCUCAUGGACCAGCUGGUGCUGAGUCUGUGCGACGUCCUCGUCAUCUGUAAGAGCGGGUUCAGCAAGUACGCCUCCUAUCUCAGCAACACGUCGGAGCCGGUGUACAUCUUGGAAGGCGGACAAAUACACGAGUUCAAAGGUUAG